Myxocyprinus asiaticus (Chinese sucker) is the source of this 4416-nucleotide messenger RNA. Its product is annotated as F-box DNA helicase 1-like. The record is from RefSeq and is a predicted model, not a curated record. Gene Ontology annotation, cellular component: nucleus. Lineage: Eukaryota; Metazoa; Chordata; Actinopteri; Cypriniformes; Catostomidae. Gene Ontology annotation, biological process: double-strand break repair via homologous recombination; replication fork processing. The transcript has 21 exons. Gene Ontology annotation, molecular function: ATP binding; DNA binding; protein binding. The coding region runs from base 125 to 3175 and encodes 1016 amino acids.
GACGGCGAGCGGAAAUGUCAACUGUGAAGUUGUUUUGUUUGUUUGUUUGGGUAAACGUGUCCCGUUAGAGUUUUAAAAUCUGACAUAUCGGAGGCCAGGAGAAUUGUCUCGCCAUCUGUGUAUCAUGGACUCGUCCAUGAGAGGAAGGGUCAAACGCAGACACUUGGUGCCAUCAGAGUGUCAUGAUCUGGUCCAAAGCAGCACAGGAAACCAAUCUCUAACACAGACUUUCAAUGUCAAUCUGACCAAUAGAGAUGCCAACCGUGGACUUUGGCCCAGGACACCCACCAAAAGAAGCAGAAAAGCUGCAGAUAAUAGUGUGGGAAAACAGAGGGGCAUCACAGAGUUCUUCUCUGUCUCUGGAGUCAUCAGCACCAGCCCUCAAAAAGGAAACAAGACUCCAAUUAAGGAGGGGGCUGAUGAGGAACCCCCUGUGCAUCUCACCCCUAAACAGGAAAGUGUUGAAGAGAAUGGGGAAGUUGACUUUAUGGAAGGAAUCACUGAGGACAUGUUCAACGAGGACAUGGAGGCAGAAAUUAGUUCAAUUAAAAAAGAAGAAAUUGUGGAUGUGAAAAGAGAGGUGGAUGAGGAGUACCCUGUUGAAAGCCUACCUGACACCCACUAUGGGCUGCAGGGCGGGCAGGCAGUGCCCCAGGGCCAGCUCCAGGACCUGCCCGAGGAGAUCCUGAGGACUGUGUUUGCACAUCUGCCAGCGGAUGAUCUGUAUCUACACAUCAGCCUGGUGUGCCAACACUGGAGGGCUAUUGUCAUAGAUCCACAGUUUCUUCCAUGGAAGAAGUUGUACUACAGAUACAGUAAGCGGGAACGUGAGGCAGUGAAGGAGGUAAAGUCUAUCCUGGAUGAGAAUAACAUAAGCAAAAAGCACGACCUGUGUCUUCUCAAUAUGGUGAGGUACAUGUCUCAGUUCAAACACAGUAAGCGUGUGAAUGUGAAGGACGUGUUGGCGUCUGUGAAAGGACAUCGGCUCUACGCCCAGGCUGAGGCCUGCAUCAAUCACAGACUGCCAGACCUGGUGGGCGAUGAGGGACUGAACCCAUGGUCUGCCAUGUCCCUGAUGUUGAUUCUGGCUGACGGAGUAAAAGAUGUCUUGGACCUGGUUGCUCUGUUACAGACGUCUGGAUGUCUUCUGUCAGCAGGGGGAGUCUCUGAGUACCUGUGGGCAGUGGCAACUUUGCUCUUGGCCAUGAGAAAGAACAUUAUUAACAUAAGCAACAGGUGGCAUUACAACAUCUUCUAUGUGCUCCACUUAAUGGAGAAUGCACCUCCUCCUCUGGGCUUACAAGACAGCAGACAGCUUCAUGUCACUCAUGAGCAGCAGCAGAUUCUUAAUCACGACAUCCAGAGACAUCAUGUUGUUAAAAUAAUGGCUUUUGCUGGCACUGGAAAGACAACCACACUCGUUAAGUAUGCUGAGCAAAGACCACACAUGCGUUUCCUCUACCUGGCCUUCAACAAAUCUGUGGCAACGCAAGCUCAGUGCUCCUUCCCUACCAAUGUGGAAUGCAGUACCGUCCAUUCAAUGGCCUUCAAAGCUGUUGGACUGAGGUAUAAAAAGAUCAAGAAACUGUCCAACAGUUUGCAGCCGUUUGAGGUGGCGUGGAUAUUGCCUAAAGGCCACGGGGGAUUUGUCAAUGCUAAAGUGGUGACACAAACUAUCAACAACUUCUGGGCAUCUGUAGACCAGCGUGUCGGCCCGCAGCAUGUUCCACGAGAAUACAAGAAUACACAGGGCCUCCCUCAGUACCCAGGCGAACAAGAGCAAAUGAUAUUUGCAGGUAUCGCACAGGAUUUAUGGGACAAAAUGGUAGAGCUGCAGCGCAGAAGAGAGCGAGUAUACAACAUGACCCAUGAUGGUUACCUUAAACUCUGGCAGUUGACGAGACCAGAGCUGGACCGUUAUGAUGUCAUAUUUAUUGAUGAAGCUCAGGAUUGUACACCAGUCAUCAUGGACGUCAUGCUCUCUCAGAGCUGUGGAAAAAUCCUGGUUGGAGAUCCCCAUCAACAGAUCUACACUUUCAGAGGAGCAGUCAAUGCUCUGCAUGCUGUUCCUCACACACACAUCUACUAUCUCACGCAGAGCUUCAGGUUUGGCUCUGAGAUUGCCUACGUUGGUGCAACAAUUUUGGACUGCUGUAAAAAAGUGAAGCAGAUAUUGGUUGGUGGAAAUCAGGAUGGCUUUGUGAGAGGAGAGGACAGUCAAACCCUGGAACGUUUGAAGCUGGGGCAGAAGCUGCUGGAAGGGAGUGUGGCCAUUCUCAGCCGUUGUAACGUCACUGUAUUUAGUGAGGCUGUCCGACUCACAGACAUCAACCCCAGCUGCAAGAUCUACAUUGUUGGAGGUGUUGAAAACUUUGGACUGGAGAAAAUCAUGGAUAUCUGGGUCCUGAUGCAACCAGAGGACAAACGCAGGAAAGACAGCCUCACGAUUAAGGAUUACUUCAUUCGGAGUUUCUGCAGAGACAAGAUGGGUGGAUACAGAGGUCUAAAAGGAUAUGCCACGGCCUCAGAAGACCGCGAGCUGGAAGCCAAGGUAGCUGUGGUGGAAAAAUACAACGCACGCAUUCCAGAGCUGGUACAGCGGAUCUACAGUUGUGCCCAGAGAAGCCCUCUGUUUGCAGAUUUUAUCCUUGGUACGGUCCAUAAGUCUAAAGGGCUGGAGUUUGAUGCAGUGGUUGUGACUGAUGACUUCAUGAAAGUUCCAUGUGCUCGACACAACCUGCAGAGAGUGGGCCAUUUCAGCACAGGAAACAUCCCAGAUGAUGAGUGGAACCUGUUAUAUGUGGCCGUCACACGAGCCAGGAGAGCUCUUUACAUCACCAAUACCAUCAGAAACAUCCUCACAUUUACUGGGGAGUACUUCCUGAGGUCAGAACUGACCAGCACUCUGCUAAGUAAAGACCCAUCUCUCCUCUGCUCCACCGAAGACUGUAACAACAACAUCACGGGGGACGAUGUCCUCAGCAUGUGCAGACUUCCCAUCAGAUAUGUGGACAGUGUGGACGAGGGAGGUGUUCUGUGUUUGACCUGUGUGGAACAGCGCGUUGGCCCUGUCGCCUUCCUUCUCUCCCCUCCUGAGCGGGUCCGAUCCAUGCACUACACAAAUGAAAGGAUAGACCUGCCAAUCAACAUUGCCAUGCUGUUAGCACUGCUAUAAGAGUUUGUCCAUGUGAACGCAAGUGGCAUUAUGCAUUUGUGUCUUUCGGAGUACCUUUGCAAACCCUCUGAAUCUUUCCACUUAUAUAUGUGGAUGGUACUAUAUCAGGAGCAAAAUGUACGUUUAAUUUUAUUUAAGUGUUUACAGUAACUGUUUUUAAUUAUUCGUAACAUUUCUAUUGUGUUUUUGCUAUCUCCAUUAUUUUGCUGUCCCAGGAUUUCUCACUGCAUCUUGCCUUCUUACAUUCGUUAACAUCGACGUAACCGUUUUAGUGGAGAAUAAGCAGUUUGGCAACUUGCCUUUAAGUUUUUCAGCCAAAUUUUGGUUGCCUUAAAGGGCCCUGUGCAAGCUCUUUGUACAGUAUUACAGCUGUUGUAAAUGACACAAUAGUGUUGAGAAGCACUAAUGUAAAAAAAUGAGUAAUAGUUUGUGCAGUCAUUGAGUCAAAGUGUCAUAGAUUAUAAUAUUAAUGUCAUGUAUGGGAAGUCUAAUAAUCAUCCAUCACAGCCUCAUGCAGAGAUAUAUGGUGUGAUUUAGACGAAUGUGAGCUUUGCACUUGAAUUUUUAGACAUUUAUUGAUAAUCUAAUAUGAUAAUGAUUAUCUAAGCAUUUGUGUGUGUGUGUGUGUGUGUGUGUGUUUAACUAUGUGAAAGAGUUUGAUUAUAUAUAUUAUUUUACAUUUAAUCUUUUGUCAUUUCUAUUACUGAACAUCUAACCUCGCAUACCUGGAAAGUAAUGGAUAGGUGCGUAGGUCACAAGCUGUAGCCAAGUCAAUAAAAAAGAAAAAAUCCUGCUCACUCUUAGCUUGCAAAGAGUAUUACAAAAUUUAUUUAUGGCAACGUUUCGGUCACACGAUCUUCGUCAGGCAUUUUGGAAUACUCUUUGCAAGAUAAGAUAGUGUGGGAUUUUUUUUUUCUUUUUUAUUAUUGACUUGGCUAUAAUUUCUACUACAAAAGAUUUUGUAAAAGUUUCUGUAGCAAAUAAGCAAAGUGCAUUGUUUUUUUUUAGAUAUUGUAUUUAUUUCAGCAGACAAUUUCUUAUCCAAAGUGAUUUGUAACCAAUUGUUUGAGAAUUUAAAAACAUAUGUAUAUAUACUGUAUAUAUAUAUAUAUGUAUGAACAUUACUGAAUCUCUUGUGCAAAUCUGGUGCAGUCUGUGUGUUUUUUUUCUUUGUCCCCAGAAAAGCUUCAAACUAACCUUACUGUAUAUUAUACCUGGAUUAUGUUGUGUAAACACAAUUU